This is a messenger RNA of Histoplasma mississippiense, 1503 nucleotides long. RefSeq lists its product with no specific name. The record is from RefSeq and is a predicted model, not a curated record. NCBI's taxonomy places the organism in Eukaryota, Fungi, Ascomycota, Eurotiomycetes, Onygenales, Ajellomycetaceae. Bases 1 to 1503 code for a protein of 500 amino acids. The transcript has a single exon.
AUGCCUGGAUCAACUAGAACGCUUCCUGGAUCUACAAUUGUGACCACCACAACUGCUCCAGGCGAAACCGAAACUGUAACUCUUCCAGACAGCUGCACUACAGAUACGGUGACAAUGACUGCUUCUUAUGCUGUUUCUCUCUGCCCAUCCCGUACUGUUAACCCCACCUUUACGCCUGCCGCUUCCGUUCCCUCCGAUUAUUUAUGGGGCUGCCCCCCAGGCAAGUUAUGUAUCCCAAACCGCAGCGAAGCCGAUGGAGACUGCAACUUCGAGGUUGGGCUUCCUUCACCCGAAUUUUACUGUAGCCCAGAGGAAUGCCACUCUCCCCCUCCCCUCGAACCUUACCAACACUGGGAUCCGUCGAAUUCAACACUGGACAAAUUUAUUGCCUCAUCACACUAUUACAACCUUAAUCCUCGAAUAUUUGGACUGGAUUAUGAUAUCUUCAAGUUCAGGGAUUCGACACCGGGGAAGCCAUAUCCCACGUCCUACACUACUCGAUCUCCGACACACUACCCGACACACUAUCCAACGCAGUAUCCUACUCGAUCUCCGACGCGAUACCCGACAGACUCCCCAACAGUCUAUCCGACAGACUCCCCAACAGUCUAUCCGACAGACUAUCCGACAGACUAUCCGACAGACUAUCCGACAGACUAUCCGACAGACUAUCCGACAGACUAUCCGACAGACUAUCCGACAGACUAUCCGACAGACUAUCUGACAGACUAUCCGACAAGAUAUCCGACCAGAUACCCAACGAAAUAUUCAACUCUGCAUCAAAGACAACUUCCCGAUCAAUUGCCUAGUCAGUGCUAUGCCUCCUGCGAUUAUGCCGGCUUGGAGGCGGAACGUCAUGGACUUACAGCGGAACUCUGUGUUGGCAAUUCGGCAUUCAUGGCUUUCUUAAAUGAAUGCCAUCGAUGCAUUGCAAUCCAAGCAAGGAUAGGCAAUCCUAAGGAAGCCUUACGGGAGAAUGCUCCUAAUUUUAGGUCGAUAUUGGAUUUUUGUGAAACACCGCCAGGUGAAACAUCCCCGCCUCCAGCACAAAGUACUACUGGUGGACCCUCGACCUUAACAAUGAAUCCACCCCCAACCACCCCCACGGAAUCUCCGCCAGGAUCUCCCUCCGAAACUCCCAUACAAACUCCAGUAACCCCUACCGAAGCACCCAAUACACUUCCAUCAAGUGAUUCUUCCAAAACCGCCAGCCCAACCGACGGUGCUUCGACAACCGCUCCACCGACUAAGACUGGGGUUGAGAUCACUCCAACUCCCACCACAGGUGGACCAGGUGAAAGCCCUUCGGUAUCGAAUAGCCCUACACAAUCAAGCAGAAGUGGAGGUGAAACGCCACCAACUGACUCCGGUCAAACUGGAGGGAGCCCUACCGAUUCUCCCCCGAUUGGUUUCCCCGGUACCGCAAAUUCUAUCCUUGUUCCUUCAUCUCAGUACUAUAUAAGUGCUGCUGCGGCUCUUGCAAUAGUAAUUGUAUUGCUUUAA